Messenger RNA from Condylura cristata (star-nosed mole), 1377 nucleotides. It is a transcript of the gene CD55, whose product is annotated as CD55 molecule, decay accelerating factor for complement (Cromer blood group). The record is from RefSeq and is a predicted model, not a curated record. The coding region runs from base 1 to 1377 and encodes 458 amino acids. Lineage: Eukaryota; Metazoa; Chordata; Mammalia; Eulipotyphla; Talpidae. The transcript is spliced from 8 exons.
AUGUCGGGGCGGGGCUGCUGGCCAGGGUCCAGUCGGUGGCAGAGAGGCGGGGCGGGGUGGCGGCACCGGGGAGGAAGCCCCCAGCCGCAGUGCCUGACCGGGCUUCGCAGGGGCGGCGGCGUGGGCGAGUCGGGCGUCCAGCCGCCAUCCCUGCCGGACCGGACACUGCGGCGGCUGAGGGCAGCCGGGCCUGCGGUUCUGGGCCCCGGCCACCGCAGUUGGAGCCAGGGCGCCUGCCCAGCCGGCCGGCCGGUGGGUGACUGCGGCUUCCCGCUGCCGGUGGUCCCCAACGCGAAGCCCAACCUGGGGGGGCUCUCGAGUUUCCCCGAGAAGGAAACGGUCACCUACACGUGCGACACCGGCUUCGUCAAGGUGCCGGGCCUGCCGGACUCCACCGUGUGCGAAGGGACCCAGUGGUCAGAACUGCUGGACUUCUGCAACCGGAGCUGUGACGUCCCCCCACGGCUGCUGUUUGCGUCGCUCAAUAAGUCUUUCAGCAGCCAGAACUACUUCCCGGCCGGCUCCAGGGUGCAGUAUGAGUGUCGUCCAGGCUAUCGCAGGGACCCCACGCUGUCCCCAUGGCUCACCUGCCUGUCCAACUACUCGUGGUCCGAGCCGCAGGAGUUCUGCAAGAAAAAGUCCUGUCCGAACCCGGGAGAAAUACAGAACGGUCACGUCACCAUAACAACCGACAUCCUGUUCGGCUCGUCCAUCUCCUUCUCCUGCGACACAGGGUACAGGCUAGAAGGGGCGACGUCCAGCUACUGCAUACUCAGAGACAACACCGUCCAGUGGAGCCAGCCGCUGCCGGAAUGCGUAGGAAUCCACUGUCCGGAGCCUCCGCACACCGACAACGGGUUCGUGCUGAACCCCAGUAGCAGCUACGUGUACCAGCAGUCCGUGACCUACAGGUGCAGCAAAGGCUUCGAGAUGGUGGGCGCCAGCUCCAUCUUCUGCACCGUGAAGGACGACGAGGGCGUCUGGAGUGGGCCGGCCCCCGAGUGCAGAGACAAUUCUCAGACACCCAAAGUCACACCGGCUGGUCAGGAAACCACGUCCACGAAGGCCCCCGGGACCACGCCCAAGCCCACGGCCCACAGGCCCACGAGCGCCCCCGGGACCACGCCCAAGCCCACGGCCCACAGGCCCACCACAGCCAGUGUUGCCGGCACAAAGCCACAGUCGACGCACCAGAAACCCACCUCAGCCAGCACUGCAGGUACCAGGCCCAAACCGAGUCGUCAGAGGCCCAGCACAGUCAGUUCUUCCGCUACUGAGGCCCCGCUAGCGUCUCAUAGACCCACCACAACCCACCUCCACACGCGCUUCACAGACAAAGCCCAAGCUGACUCCUCACAGACCCGCUACAGCCUCUGA